Messenger RNA from Cryptomeria japonica (Japanese cedar), 2985 nucleotides. Its product is annotated as apoptosis inhibitor 5-like protein API5. Gene Ontology annotation, cellular component: nucleus. Gene Ontology annotation, molecular function: mRNA binding. Lineage: Eukaryota; Viridiplantae; Streptophyta; Pinopsida; Cupressales; Cupressaceae. Gene Ontology annotation, biological process: regulation of programmed cell death. Bases 832 to 2343 code for a protein of 503 amino acids. The transcript has 15 exons. The record is from RefSeq and is a predicted model, not a curated record.
CAAUCUUCCCCUACUUGAAGUAAGAAAUGCUUGUCAAAUUUAACCUAAGUGAAGAUGAUUUUGGUCAUGGUAUAUAUUGCUCUGGCUCUUGGAAUCCCGUGCCAAAGUUCUGGCAACCAAGUAGUACUACACUUGAAGGCAAACCUUGAUCUGGAACUACUAUUCUAAAUUUACACUGAUCCAUAUGAAAUGUGAAACAUGAAUACUCAAGCUUUAGCAAGAUAUUGAUUUCCCAGUUUUUAUCUUAUGCUUCAAGCUUGUUCCUCCCACUAAGCUCUGAAAGGAAUUCUCAGAUCAGCUGUCCUAAAUGUUGGAGAAGUAUUAUGGGUGGAGAAUAAAGAGGUUGUGAUUCAAUACAGGUCAGCUCGCAUUGGGGGACCAACAGAGACUCACAGGCUUGUUUCUGAAAGCAUAUCUAUACAUUUUGACUGCACUUUAUGUAUUAACUGAGUCCCUGCAAACUUUUGGGGCUUCAUUUAUCUGCUCUUCUUACAGGGUGUUGUGUUGUUGCUGUAUUCUGAGUUGCUAGAGAAGAGACUCUAGAUGUGGACUUUUAUUUGUGUAUUCUUGAAUUUUGGAUCGAAGGAUCAGAAAGCAAGGAUACAUUCUUUCAGUAUUGGCUCACUUCAAAGUUGAUCAAAAGAUCAAGGACAAAUUGGAAGCCCCCCUUUCCUGUGACUGUUUUCUAGAAUCUCGGGUUCUAGCUUGUGAUCCAUGUUUUUAUGAGCACCUCAUAGUAGAGAGUGAUACUUGGUUACAGUUUCAAGAGGAGAAAAUGGCUUUGAUUGGAGCUUAUGUAUUCAUGUGGAUAUACUGCUCAACAUAAGGGGAAUGCUUAAAAGAUGUGUCAAUUUUCCGAGUUGCUUUCUCAGCCUCCUUUUUCUUGGAAGUGCUUUAGGCCUGUACAUGUACAUCAUGACCAACUUCAUGGCUGAGAUUAGAGUGCAGGCAAUUCGUGGACUUCCUCUUCUUUGCAAAGACACUCCAGAGCAUGUACCCAAGAUUGUUGAUGUUCUUGGUCAGCUCCUUUUAGCAGAGGAAAACCUGGAGAGGGAUGCUGUACAGAAAGCACUGAUGUCCAUUUUACGGCAGGACACUAAAGCAGCAUCUUUGACAGCCCUCUUUAAACACAUAGAGUGUUCUGAUGAGAAUAUUCGUGAGAGAGUACUGAAUUUUGUGAAGGAUAAGGUGUUUCCUCUCAAGGCUGAGCUGUUGAAGCCACAGGAAGAAAUGGAAAGGCAUAUUACUGAUUUGAUCAAAAAGAGUUUGCAAGAUGUCACUGGUGCAGAGUUCAAAAUGUUUAUGGAUUUUUUGAAGAGUCUGAGUAUAUUUGGUGAAAAGGCUCCACCAGAGCGUGUGCAAGAGCUUAUAGAAAUUGUUGAAGGACAAGCAGAUUUGGAUGCACAAUUUAAUGUUGCAGAUAAUGAUCAUAUUGACAGACUGAUGUCAUGUCUUUACAUGGCUCUCCCCUUUUACAUGAGGGGAGCAUUAAACAGCAAGUUUCUUAACUAUCUUAACAAACAUAUCCUUCCUGUGUUUGAUAAGCUUCCUGAGGAAAAGAAAUUGGAUUUGCUGAAGAACCUUGCAGAAAGUUCACCUUACACAACACCUCAGGAUGCACGGCAUCUUCUUCCCUCAGUCCUUCAACUUCUCAAGAAAUAUAUGCCACGACGUAAGACAGGAGAGGAAUUGAACUUCACAUACGUUGAGUGCCUUUUGUAUACGUUCCAUCAACUUGCUCACAAGACACCAAAUGCUACAAAUAGUCUCUGUGGCUAUAAAAUAGUAACUGGUCAGCCAUCAGAUAGGCUUGGGGAGGACUUUUCUGAGAAUUACAAGGACUUUACUGAAAGAUUGACUAUUGUUGAAGAUCUGGCAAGGGCUACUUUGAGAAAGUUAAAUCAAGGAAUGUCAGAGCAUACUAAAGCCAUGGCUGCUGCUAAGGACGAUGCUGCAAAGGCUGAUGUUAAAGUGAAGAAACAGAAUACUGCUACAGGCCUAAAGACCUGCAACAAUAUAUUGGCAAUGACUCAGCCUCUGCAUUCAAAGGCCCCUACAUUCAUUGGAGAUAAGAAAAUAAAUCUUUCUUGGAAAGAAGCUAUAAAACCUGCUGCAACUCCAGCUUCAGCUGUGGCUGGGGUGAAGCGAACGGUUCCUGUAAACAACGGUACUUCUGGUGUCAAUAAAGCUAAGAAAGGACGUGUGGAGGGUGUGCCACCCACACAGCUUGUAAAUAGGGCUCUUGCAAGCUUGUCUCGAGGUGGAGGAAGAGGGAAUGGGAGAGGAAGUGGAAGGGGUGGUUGGCGAGGUGGUCGUGGUGGCAGGGGAAGGAGCUAUUGGUAGGUUUGCCAGAUGGCAAUAGUGGUAUUCUGUUUUCUACCUCAUGAAAUUUGGAUGCCUUGGUGGCCGUGUUCAAGUUGAAGAAAACAUACUAUCUUUGCAGCUAUAAGUGAGUUGUAGAUGUGGAUGUAUUAACAGCCCCUUUGAAGCUUGCUUGGAGCAUAUUCCUUGAGAAAUUGAAGGCCAUCUUCAUUGCGGUUCUAUUUUAGUGUUCUGUUUCUAUCUCACAUGUUAUAUAUUCAUAGAUGAUCGAGAUUAGUGAGCAAAUGUCAAAAUAUGCAGGAGGGAAAACAGAAUGCUAAAGAGUCAUCAGUAUGAUUCCAUACAAGUGCUAAGCUAUUUUUGCUGGGAUUAAACACUAAUUUUCCUUUUUUAAAUUAACUUUUGCACCACUAAGCAGUUAUUUUCUGCAAUUUUCUCGAAAUGUACUAGUAGAGAACUCAAGUACAGCUUUAACCUUGCAGUUAUUUUUCAACCUGUCAUUCAAAGAUCGUUAAACACAAUUGACUUCGAUCAUGCACCUAUGGAGUUGUGUUCCAUCUUCAAUAUUAGCAUUUACUGUAAUGACUUGAGCAUGCCAAUUGUAAGGUACUCGCGAACUUUCAUUGUUAAGAUCCUCAGAAGGUAACAUUUAGUUUCAUUUUA